AAAUAAAAAUAAAAAUCUGCCGUCUCGGGCGAGUCUGGACUGUGGACGGGAUCCAAUUCCAAGCCAUCCUCGGCAUCGCCAUCAACACUGUGGAGGUGGCGGCGGCCGCACCAACCAAUGGACGAGCCGCGCCCGCUUGACCGGAGUGUGGCGUGUCGAGCCAGACGCCGGCUUGACCUUUAAUAGGCGGAGUAGAGGAGCUUGUGGUGGUGGACUGGGGAGAGGAAGGGGGGGAAGAGGAAAGACCUCCGGGUUGGUAAUGGGCUUGUGGAGCUGCUUCUGCUGCGGCGACUCACUUAGCGCCGGGGGCGACCCGGUCCGGCUGCCGGAGCCGUUCCAGCUGCCGGCGCCCUUGCCCGCGUGGCCGCAAGGAGGGGACUUCGCUAAAGGCACAAUAUGCAUAGGAGAGCUUGAGGUUGUAAAUAUUACCAAGUUCCAGAACAUAUGGAGCUGCUCUGGAGCUACAUUCUAUGAGCCAAAAGAAGUUCCUGGUGGCUUCCACUGCCUUGGGCACUAUGCUCAACAGAAUGACAGACCAUUGCAGGGAUCUCUUCUUGUAGCAAGGGAAGUGGCUAGCUAUCAAUUGAUGAAUAGAGAGCCCGCUCUUGAGAAACCAUUAGAUUACACCCUUGUUUGGACUAAUGCUGACUUGAAUGAAGAUGGCAAUAGUGGGUGCUUCUGGUCGCCAUCACCGCCAAAGGGGUAUAAAGCCCUUGGCUAUGUAGUUACUAGAGGACUAAAGAAGCCAUCACUGGAAGCAGUUCGAUGUGUGCGACAUGAUCUCACAGAUGCAUGUGAAAACUAUAGGUCAGUCAUAAAUAUGGAAAAUUCAUGCCAAGUUUGGAACACAAGGCCUUGCCACCGAGGGAUGGCAGGACGAGGUAUACCUGUUGGUGCAUUCUUCUGUGAAACAGGCGCAGUCAAUAGUGAGGAAUCAAGCAUUCCCUGCUUGAAGAACUUGGACCCAAAAUUGAGAGCCAUGCCCAAUCUAGAUCAGAUUCAUGCACUAAUCAAACACUAUGGCCCAACUGUUUUCUUCCACCCACAAGAGACAUAUUUACCUUCAUCGGUUUCUUGGUUCUUUGAGAAUGGAGCUACACUGCACCAGAAAGGUAUAAAAAUGGGAGACACAAUACUUGCUGGUGGCUCAAACCUGCCUGCUGGUGGGACGAAUGACCAUGAGUACUGGAUUGAUCUCCCAGAUGAUGACAGGAAUGGGUAUGUCAAAGUUGGUAAUUUGAAGAGCGCUGAGCUCUAUGCUCAUGUGAAACCGGCUCAUGGAGGAACCUUCACUGACAUUGCGAUGUGGGUGUUCUGCCCAUUCAAUGGGCCAGCAACAAUAAAGAUUGGAUUUGCAAGCUUUGCUCUACAGAAGGUCGGUAGGCAUACAGGAGACUGGGAGCAUUUCACCCUUCGCAUAAGUAACUUCUCUGGAGAGCUCUCAUCUAUCUACUUCUCAGAGCACAGCGGGGGCGGGUGGACAGAUGCUUGUGAUUUGGAGUUCAUCUCAGGAAAUAAAGCUAUUGUAUAUUCAUCGAGGAACGGGCACGCGAGCUAUGCCCACCCUGGCUGUUAUCUGCAGGGCUCUGAGAAGCUUGGUGUCGGAGUAAGAAACGAUGUCGCCCGAAGCGACCUCUCCGUUGAUUCGAGCACAAAGUAUAAGAUUAUCUCUGCAGAAUACCUAGGAAAUGCCGUGAUCGAGCCAUGCUGGCUGCAGUACAUGAGGGAGUGGGGCCCGACCGUGACAUAUAACUCACGGUCAGAGGUAGACACGGUGCUUAGCUUCUUGCCGUUCUUUCUUCGGUUCACCGCAGAAGCGAUAUUCGACAGUCUUCCUGUGGAGCUGUAUGAGGAGGAAGGACCAACUGGACCGAAGGAGAAAAAUAACUGGGAAGGUGAUGAGCGCUGCUAGGUGUGUCGACCUAGUUACUUAUUUAUGUACCAGACUACCACGGCCACGAGGUGUAUGUGAUGAAAAGGAAUGAUAUGUAUGAUAUGCUUUGCAACAGAAUUUUGGUACGGGGUGGUUUUGGAUCAGUGCUGCGAACCAUAAGGAGCGGUGCACUUUUCUAGUACAAGUUACCUGUCCGGCACUUGUGCGUGUUUUGUACUCCGUCCUUUUCAUAAAGAUUGGAGCGGAUAGUUCAAAACCGUGCCAAUCUUUAUGGAAACAGAGAAAAUACUAGUUUGCACCAGGUCAGCUGUACCAAUAUUCGAUGAACAACAUAAUUUUUCAAAACAGAUGAACAACAUAUAUGGUUGAACGAUCA
Brachypodium distachyon (stiff brome) is the source of this 2270-nucleotide messenger RNA. RefSeq lists its product as uncharacterized. The record is from RefSeq and is a predicted model, not a curated record. Lineage: Eukaryota; Viridiplantae; Streptophyta; Magnoliopsida; Poales; Poaceae. Bases 260 to 1912 code for a protein of 550 amino acids. The transcript is spliced from 2 exons.